ACGACGACGCUUGCGUAAAUAUCUCUGUUGCUCUCUACGAUUCACGAAUCAGGUCACGUGUCGCAAUUCGCAAUCUGCAUAUUAACCACGAUACUAACCUGCUUUCAAACCAAACACAUACGCUGCUUUAAUUUUUAUGGUGUUGGUGUGUGGCGGCACGCAUGUUGCUGCAAGAGUUCCAGCUUAACCUCAAAACCGGCGUUUUGCAUAUCGCGGGCAAAAACAAUUGACUUACGAUUGCGUCAUUCAAAAAACAAGUGCCGGAUAUAUUACGGACUGAAGUUGCUCUUUCAAAUAAUUUCAAUGCUGAUUGUAACACCGGUCAGCUAAUUAUUAGAAUCAACGCUGAAAGUGUAGCGGUAGAAAAGAAGAAAGACACACACACAUGUUAUAAAAAUGGCAUUUACGUUUACAACAAUGCAAAGCACCAUGAGGUGUCUUCAAAGUACAAUAACUCAGCGGCAGAUUAGCGCUCAAGUGUUUUUACGAGUCAAAGGCUACAGUCGGUGGACUCAUCGCAAGCCAUCAAAAAUUGUUAACGAGAAAGAUCUGUACAACGAUCAGGAGCACACCGUUCCUCAAAAUAUUCUGCAGACCGCCCAGUUUGCAUUUGCCCGACGACAACGGCUCAAGCUGGCUGAAGACAAGAAAGAAAACGCAAAGAUUCAAGAAGAGCAGAGGGAAGGUGCCACGUUGAACAAUGACGGGACUCCGAUUUUCACUAAACUCGACAGGGACGAUCCCAUAAUAAGCUCUUUAAUGCAAGUCGUAAGAUCGCGUAAAAAAGAUAAGGAUGACAACAGAAUUCUGCUGGAGGGAUUUAGAUUGAUCGAGGAUGCCAUAAAAGCCGGAUGUAUGCCUGAGAUAAUUAUCUUCAGCAGAAAAUCUGACAUUGCCAAAAUAUCUCUACCCAAAGAUGGUGUCAAGCUUUACAAACUUCCAUAUCAAACGAUACAGCUAUGGUCAGAUUUGACUGUUUCCCCAGGCAUUAUGGGUAUAUUCGUAGCUCCCGAUGUAAGUAACAAGGAACCUUCUCCCGAUGCGUUACCAAUAACUGUGAUAUGCGACAAUGUAAGAGAGCCCGGAAACUUGGGAGCUAUUCUUCGGGUUGCGGCUGGAGUCGGAUGCGAGAGAGUAAUUUUAACCAAAGGCUGCGUGGAUCUUUGGAAUCCGAAAGUGCUGAGAUCAGCUGCAGGUGCGCACUUUCGCGUGCCGAUAUACAAAUCACAAACGUGGUCAGAAGUGCAGUAUUUAAUAAGCGAAAAUGCGAAUAUUUUCGUUGCCGACAACAAUUCGGAAUCACCGGUAGAGUCCAAUGUGGAUCUCGGUACUUCAAGCUCUGAUUCUAGCUCAAGUUCAGACUCCGACAGUAGCGACUCCGAGGCUGAGACUGACGCAGGAUCCAAAGAAGGUUUGAAGAAUACCAAUAAAGAUUCUACCGAGAAGUCACCCCGCGAUGCCAAGCUUUCAAAGUCAGAUGAAAAUGCUGAUUCAAAUGAAGCGAAGGUUCGAAAACAAGCCUCUCACAACAUUGCAGAAAAGUUACCGGUCAUCCCGUAUUUCGGUACCGAAUACACAAGUAACGAAACUAUCAUCAUAGUCGGCGGUGAAACGGAAGGCCUGAGUCCAGAAUCUGUUUCUUUGGCUACGCGCAGAGACGGUAUGCGAGUUAAUGUUCCGCUAACGAACGGCGUUGACAGUCUGAAUACCGGAACGGCGUUAGGGAUUCUUCUCUUCGAAAUAAAGAGACAGUUUUUAUCUAGAAUCAACGCGAUAUGACUAAUCUUUCCGUAGGUAUGUGUAUUAUAUGUUAUACGACCAUUAAAUUUGCAACGUUUACGAACUGUAA
Neodiprion virginianus is the source of this 1849-nucleotide messenger RNA. Its product is annotated as rRNA methyltransferase 3, mitochondrial. Gene Ontology annotation, biological process: RNA processing. NCBI's taxonomy places the organism in Eukaryota, Metazoa, Arthropoda, Insecta, Hymenoptera, Diprionidae. Gene Ontology annotation, molecular function: RNA methyltransferase activity; RNA binding. The coding region runs from base 397 to 1779 and encodes 460 amino acids. The record is from RefSeq and is a predicted model, not a curated record. The transcript is spliced from 4 exons.